AAAUACCGUGCUAGCUGUUUGUUUCCAAGCAGCUUCGCUUCUCUGUCUAGGCCUGCCUGCUCAAGGAGAGGAGAAAAGCAUCCCUCGACGAUUCAUUCAUGCGCCCCCCGAUUAGGCUAAUGGCAUGUUAGUAGGUUAGUAGUAGUGUCACCCACCCCUGUCGCCCACCAAAAAUAGCUGUCUAUCCAUCCAUCCAUCCAUGCUGCUACUCGGCAGGCACACACGGCCGCCAUUACAGUCAUCUGUCGGUCGGUCAUCAGUCAGUCGGUGUAGGGCUCCUCCUGGAUGUGCAUCAGAUCUGCACACACACACACAGACAUUCAACCCAUGACAUCCAUCCCUUUACCCCCCUGCCACCCACGAUCCCAUCAGUAAGUACCUUCUGGCUUGAACAGUGACGCUACUGGUGGGAUGGUGGGCCCGUGCUGCUGCUGUUGCUGCUGGCCCCCACUCACACCACGGCUGGGCAUGUCAAUCAGCCCCUGCGGCAGGGCGCCCCCAGCCUCUCCGCUCAGAUGACUCAAGUCCGUCUGGCUCGCCGCAAGUGCGUACUCGUGGUCGGCCCGGUCUCUCCCUGGGUGCAUCGGUGGGGCAGGGGAGAAGUUGAAGCGGUUGGCGAGCGGUGUGGAGUGCUGGAGAUUGGCGAGGGCGUUGCUGCCCGUCACCUCCCCCGUCUCCGCGAUGGACAGCAGCUGGUGCGGACUGGGGUUGAAGAACGACGACGCAGUCGACCACUCGCCGCUCGUGAGCAUCUUGUUGUCUGCCGCCUCGAUUGCCUUUUCCGGCCCUUGUGGCUGUGCGUGUUGCUGUUGCCAGCCGUCAGCUGCUGCUGAUGGGUAGAGUGCGGGGGCCUUCGGUCUUGUGCUGUGCUGCAUGGGGGCGUCCUGCGCCAUCCCAUAGGGGGAGGAGAAGACGUGCUGAGGGACGUCACGGGGAUCUGGGGGGCCGUGCAUCUGCAUUUGCUGAUGCUGCUGCUGCUGGUGGGGCGGUGGCGCAUCGUGGGUUGAAGGCGCCCGAUAUGGAGAGGGGUAGAAUGUCAGGGGGCUCUGCUGCCGUUCUAGUGCUGCUGGUGGUCGCGGGCCGGAAGUCAGAUGGGGGCUGGAGAGCUCGUCUUGCGAAGCCGACUGCAUCAUGCCGUUGAGGGCCUGGGGGUACCGAUAGGGGUAUGCAGAGGACACGUACGCACCACCCGUUGCCGGCUGCGGCGAAGACUCCUGCGGCUUGUUCUGGUGCACUAUCGACAUGCCCCCAUAGCUGCCACCCACACCCACACCCACACCCUGCUGCUGAUACUGAUGCCGUGAGCCCGGCGAGGGCAAGAGGCCGCUACCGUCACUGUCGCCCUGGCCCCUCUCAGGCUCCCUUGACGUGGCAACAGGCAUCCCCCCGACCAUCAUUUUGUCCUCUAGUGGAGAGGCCGGCUGGCGCAUGAACGACGGCAGGUUAGGCGAGUCACGUGUGUACCCAUCCAGGCGAUCGCUGGUGGGGUUCGGCGAAGCCACUGCUGCUGGAGGGGGCGGGGGCGGCUGCUGCAGAUCCUGCUGUUGCUGCUGCGUCCAAUGAGGACUCGACGUGUGAGGCUGCCCCUGAUGCGGUUGCUGCUGCUGCUGCUGCUGGUGGUGGUUCCAGUGCGGGCUCGCUGUCUGAUGCUGCUGAAGCUGUGGCGGCUCGUAUAGAUCCACACUGAGGGAAUACUGCGGAGUGCUUGCCACGACACCAGCAGCGGACGGCUCAUUGCUCCUCGCAGGCGUGCUCUUGACUUCCUCAACAAGGUCAGCCGGGCGAUCGUGCCGCCUGGUGGGAGCCGCUGAGGGCGACGGCGAGACGCCCCCCUUCCAGGGCUCGUAGAAGGGCCCGAAGCUGAAUAGACUGUGAGUGCUGCCGGUGCCAGCCCCGUCCCUCCUCUCGGUGCUGGUGUUGGUGGUGCCGCCAGCGCCCCACAUGAGCGUCGCACCGGGGUAGUCAGGGAAAGACCCGUUCUGCUGUCUCCCCUCGGCCGUCGACUCCAUCGCCUUGCCAGAGUCGCCCUGACCCCUGUUCGCAUGCCCACUCGAUGACCCGUUGGCAGUGUUGCCGCUGCUGUUAGGGAAGCUGGGGAUGGCAAGGAGUCCGGAUGACGACGACGGAGGGGCCUCGGCGGUGUUGCGGUAGGCCUCGUUGCCGUUGUGACUGGGCUGGCUAGGCGGCGGUGCCUGCGAUGGAUGCUGGCCGAAGAGGCUGCUCGACGGCGUGCUCAGCCGCUGGUCGGCGGCGGGUGACGCGCCGAGUAUCCCCGGCCCCGCCGCAGCGUCACCAAACACGGGCAGUUUGGCCACAUCAUGCCUCCUCCCCAGCAGUGGGUUCCACCCGCUGUCCACCUCACGCCUGUCGUCCUCGCCCGCCGCACGGCCACGUUUGGGCGUCUUCCAUAUGUCGGCCUGCUGCUGAUGCUGGCCGGCCUUGCGCGCGACGCCGCCAGUGGACCGAGGGGACGGCAAAGGGAGCAGGGCGCUCGAGUCGGCAGAGUUGGUCCGCGUGGUGGCGGUCAGGUCGCCCGCAGCGGGUGGAGGGGGAGGGGGCUGUUGUGACGACCUCAGCUGCUGCUGCUGCUGCUGGUGGGGGUGAGGGGGGAGGGGCUUGCUCGAUGCUGCCUGGCUGCUGCGAGGCGGGCCGCUCAGAAGGCCAUCGCCGGUGCCGCUUCCCAGUCCACUGCUGGACGGCCCGAUCGCCGGUGACGGCGACGCGACACCGCCCCACCUCUCGCCCUGCCCCUGGUCUUGCCAGAUAGUGCCUCCAGGCCUCCAUGCCGACCACAAAGACUGCCCAGUGCCCUGACGAGCGAAGGUGUUCUCGCCAGGGAGGGGCAGUGGGUUGGCUGCUCGCGACACCGUCUGGACAUUGGGGCGGUAGUCGUGUCCUCCAUGGCCAUGGAACGGGGGAGGGCGGCCCGACGAUGCCGAGGUGCCGUUGGGCGUCGUGCCCAGCACCCCCGCAGACGAGGGGGGCUGUUGCGGCUGUGGCUGGAGGGGCGACGCGAACGGCUGUUGUUGUUGAUGGGUGGCCAUGGGUGGCGCAGCGCCGUGGGUCAUAUGUGUGUGUCCGGGCGCUGCCUGGCCCGAUGAGGGGUAUGUGUGCCGGCCCUUCGGAGGGACUGCCCGCGACCCGGCGGUGGCAAUGUUGACAGCAUUAUGCUGGAACGGCAGGGGGGCCCUUGGCGACUGCGCCAGCACAUCCGGGAGAUGCAAGAUGGACGACGCACUGCUGUUGGUGAAGGGUACGUCACUGAGGGUCUCCUCGUCCCUGAGGCGCCCCUGUGACGACCCAAUGGGUGUGGCCCCUCCCGAGCUGACUCCCUCGACGCUGCCCUCCGUCCCGUCGCGCCUCUUGCGCCUGGCCGACACGAUGAGCGUCUCGAGCGGCACGCCAUCCCUCUUGGCCUUCUUCUCCAGCUCAGUGUGCCGGUAGCUGCGGGGAGUGGCGGAAGAGAAUAAUGGUGGGCUGGUCAUUGAGGCGUCUGUCUGUUGUGGGCAGCUCACUUUCGUUUGCGUAUUUCGUGGAUGCCGUGUGCGUGGCGACACUCCAGCCCGCCCGGGCAGUGACCUAAACCAACAGUCAGACACGCAUGAGCAACAUCCGAGACGUGUUGCCUUGCUGUCGCCUCACCGCGCAUCCAGAAUCGACAGAGAGAUGUCUUGUAGUAGUCGGACGUGAAACGCAGCUCGCCGGCACUGACACGACACCAUGACAGAGAGGGAGAGAGGGAGAGAGAUUGACCGACAAGCAUGACGUCGAUACGUGGGGCGGCUGCUGUCGGCGUGCUUUGUCUGCGUGUGCUUACUGGUGGGCGAACUUGCAGUUGGGGCCGUCCCUGCAAUGACCAGUCUGAUGAUGAGAAACACACAGAAGAGUGAGCAGGUGGGCAUGACAAAAUGACUGUCUUUCCCUCCCUUAUCAGUCUUGUUUGUGUUGCCGCUGACCUCCUGCAUCUGGUGGCACAUUUUGGUCUUGUAGAGAGGGAUGAGCGGCUGAAGCUCUUCCGCCUGCACGCCACAGUACAUGUACAGCACACAGCACAGCCACAGCCACAGCCACAGAAGGAAGCAUCACAUCACACGUAACGUACGCCAGACCAAUGCAAUACGUGUGUGUGAUGUGCAGUGCAUGCCGGCCUACCGAGUGGGCAUAUGUGCAGAGUUCUCCCCGAGUGCACUUGCCCUUGGCCUGAUACGGACAUAACUUGAUCCUGCACACACGAACAGUCACACGCCACAGCGUCAUAAUGUCAUCAGACUCACUUUCUCAAAGUGACUGAGCUCUUUUCGCCGUGCUGGUGCGGGCAUACUUAAAGAACUGGUCCCUGAAGAGGGACACCUGGCCGUCGUCACGCAACGUCAUGCCGGCGCCGCGCUCUCAGCCACAGGCAGGCACCACAGUUUCAGGCUUCAUUUCACUUCAAAUCGACACAAGAAACGCUGUCAUGCCCUCUCGGCUUCCUCAUGCCUUUUAAA
Molecule: messenger RNA, 4487 nt
Organism: Vitrella brassicaformis
Lineage: Eukaryota; Vitrellaceae
Source: the annotation of a GenBank genome assembly